This is a messenger RNA of Rhododendron vialii, 1923 nucleotides long. RefSeq lists its product as uncharacterized. The record is from RefSeq and is a predicted model, not a curated record. NCBI's taxonomy places the organism in Eukaryota, Viridiplantae, Streptophyta, Magnoliopsida, Ericales, Ericaceae. The transcript is spliced from 6 exons. The coding region runs from base 310 to 1923 and encodes 537 amino acids.
GUUUUAGUUAAUCUCAAUCAAACGACAAGGGGUGGCUACCUAAGAGCCCCCAGUUUAAUUAGUAACAACCCGAGUUUUUAGUCAGCACACAUCACCGUCUUUGUGGAUUCGACUCCGAACUUACCGGAUAUUAUGCUGCGUCGAUCUUCGCCCUACGCUUGGGGCAACCCAUUAUUUUAGGUCUAGAAAUCCAUCAAGCAUUUUUGGCGCCGUUGCCGGGGACGGUUAUGUGUGUUAAGAAUUCGGGUAGUUAUUUUUUAUUUGUUUUCUUUUUAGUUCUUUAUUUUUUUUAAAUUGUUGAAAAGAAAAAUGGCCCAUUUUGCAAGGUGGUAUGGAGGUUAUGCAAACCAAUUUGAUUGUCCAGUGUCACUUCCAAUAUUUUAUGGUUUGGCCUCAGAAAAUCAUUUUUCGCAUAUUCAUGACCUUGAGAAAGCUUUUGAUAGAGAUGAAGUGGCUCUCUUACAUGUAUUUUCAGCAUCUUUGCGUGAUAGUUCUCUAGAUUGGUUUAAUUUAUUGAGUCCAAGAUUGACAUGGGGUGAGAUUGUGAUACAAUUUUUCAAUCAUUUCAAUCCCUCAUAUGAGACUCAUAUGCUUUUACAAGAACUAUCAGAUUUCUCUCAACAUGAUGAUGAGUCUUUGUCACUGUGUUGGGAGCGAUUUAAAUUUGUUGUAUUCUCUUGGUCGAGUUUUAAUUGUGAGCUUGGCAGUCUUCUGGUUAUCUUUUGUCGUGGUUUAAACCUUAAGCCAUGCGAGGUGGAUUUUAGGUCCACUGACGAAUUCUUGGAUAAAACCCCUGAAGACGCUUGGGAUUUCUUAGAUGAAUUAACCCAAAAGCUCCAAUUUUGUGAGUUGACUAAAAAUUCUGAGGAUACCAAUUCUGAUGGGAGAGAAAAAGAGGAAAAAGAGCCACUUCCUGAGGAUACCAAUUCUGAGGUGAGGGUAAAAGAGGAAAUAGAGCCGCUUCCUGAGGAUACCAAUUCUGAUGGGAGGGAAGAAGAGGAAAUAGAGCCUCUUGUCAUUAGUGAGGGCUAUAUGCCUUUUGAGGAAUUAUUGCCAAUAGUUGCACUGAAUAAUCAAGUACUCUCGGCUCUAGAUUGUGCCACCCCUUUUACUGAGUCUCCACUUUCGCAAGAGUUUUUGAAUGUGGAACUGAUUGAUUUUUUUGGUGUUGAUAAAUUUAAUUUAGUUUAUCAUCCAUAUCUUGUGGACUUUGUCAAUGCUUUGAAAAUUGAUCUAGUUUGGGCUAUACACUUGGUGGUAUUUAAAUGUUUAAAACGAAUUCGGCAAAUGUGCUACUCAAAAUAUCUUAUCUUAUGGCAUGGCCGAGUUCAAUUCUUGAUAAAAUGUGUAGAAUGGAGUACUAUGUUCAUUGUCUUAGCUCUUGUUGGCAUGAUAAAUGUUCGGAACCCACGUUUGGCUACACUUGAGCUGUUGGGUAAUAGAUGUAAUCUACAACUUUUGUGUGUGUCAUGUAAGGUACCCUCUUCUGCCUAUGCUUCACUGCUACUCCUGUGUGUAGUGCAGCAAGGGUUUAACAUAGAGUACCACUGGUGCUUUGUUGGUCUAGCUGAUCAUUCAUUGAAAGUGCUGACUGUGAUGGCAGUUUUUAUGUUGUAUAAGGUAUCAAGCUCCUGCCUGCUGCUGUCCAGUACUGGCUGUCUGCUACUGUUCUGCUUCGCUACUACUACUGCAUCCUGGUUGCUACUGGCUGUUGCUAUAAUGGCAGCAAACUGCUGCUGUAUCAGAGCCCUUUUGGCUGCUGUAUCUAGGCUCCACAAGACUAUACAAGCUGCGUGCAUCAUUUUGCAAUUCCAGCCAGUCAAUUUCCAAGUGGCUAAAAGUCUUUGUGAAAUCCAAACCUUCUUGUUAAUUCCAUUUGCCACUAGCCUUGCCUUGUAUUUAGCUGCACUUUCAUCUGAGUGA